UCGGCGGGCUGAGUGGGGACGGGGUUGGCUGGGAACUGGCCGGGCGGAAGAAGUCGAGCUCGAGGUAUUUCCGGUUCCGGUGUCAGCUCGAGGCGCCGCCGCCGCAGCCGCCGGAGCCGCGAUGCCUAAAGGAGGGAGAAAGGGAGGCCACAAAGGCCGGGCAAGGCAGUACACGAGCCCCGAGGAGAUCGACGCACAGCUCCAGGCUGAAAAGCAGAAGGCCAGGGAAGAAGAGGAGCAAGGAGAAGAAGGUGGAGAUGGGGCUGCAGGUGACCCCAAAAAGGAGAAAAAGUCCCUAGACUCAGAUGAGAGCGAGGAUGAAGAAGAUGAUUACCAGCAAAAGCGCAAAGGUGUAGAAGGGCUUAUCGACAUUGAGAACCCCAACCGGGUGGCACAGACAACCAAAAAGGUCACACAGCUGGACCUGGACGGGCCCAAGGAACUUUCAAGGAGAGAAAGAGAAGAAAUCGAGAAGCAGAAAGCAAAAGAGCGUUACAUGAAAAUGCAUUUAGCGGGGAAGACGGAGCAAGCCAAGGCCGACCUUGCCCGGCUGGCGAUCAUCCGGAAACAGCGGGAGGAGGCUGCCAGGAAGAAAGAAGAAGAGAGGAAAGAUGGAGGUGGGUGUUCCUGCCCGCCACCUCCCAAGAUGCUAGGAGGGUCCAGCAGCAGCGGAGUCAGAUCAAAAGAUGAUGCAGCUUUGUCAGGAAAACGAAUGCAGUCGCUCUCCCUGAAUAAGUAGCACGGCCUGUGGGAGGAGAUAGCAGGGAACUGGGCCGUGCUGCCAGGACCCCUGCCGUGUCUCACCCACCCUGUGCCCCGGCGCCACUGCAGCAGCCCCUCACGGCGGGGAGCCCCCCACGGCUCCUCUUCAUCUUGGCACAGAAAUCGUUUGGGGGGAUGGUGGGUGGGGGGAGGGGCAGCUGCUGUCUUUGAGACAGAAAGAUGCAGGACAGCAUUUCAUAUGUAACCAUUUGAAUGUUUUGGCUGUUUUUAGAAUUCAGAACCUUUGUUGGGGGGUGCCUGGGAGGUGGGGUAAGAAGAGCUUCCAUUUGUCUGGUAGAUUGCGGGGCAGGGGGCAGUUGAGCCACAGUAGCUGCUGACAAGUCUGUGAUGGACGGCCCCCUGUCUGUGUUGCCCGGGCGCCCGACCAGGGGGCCUGUCACCUGGGAGCCAGGGCCCUGGGUCUCUGAGGGUCAUGGCUCAUCCCCAGCCAGUCCCCUCUGACUGAGGCUUCCCCCCUGACCUUCCCACCCUACUCCCUACCCCCGACUCUGGCCAGGCCCCGGGCCCAUUCUUAACCCUGCCCAUGGAUCAUUUCAAGAAACCUGUUUACUGUGUAGCACCCAGGCAAAACAUGCUCCACAAGUCCAACUUGUAUAUUUGGCAAAUUAAACUUGACAUUAUCGUAA
Messenger RNA from Balaenoptera musculus (blue whale), 1409 nucleotides. RefSeq names its product PDGFA associated protein 1 (gene PDAP1). The coding region runs from base 122 to 739 and encodes 205 amino acids. Gene Ontology annotation, cellular component: cytosol. Gene Ontology annotation, molecular function: RNA binding. NCBI's taxonomy places the organism in Eukaryota, Metazoa, Chordata, Mammalia, Artiodactyla, Balaenopteridae. The record is from RefSeq and is a predicted model, not a curated record. The transcript has 7 exons.